This is a messenger RNA of Cherax quadricarinatus, 2922 nucleotides long. Lineage: Eukaryota; Metazoa; Arthropoda; Malacostraca; Decapoda; Parastacidae. The record is from RefSeq and is a predicted model, not a curated record.
AACCCUUGUGGGUUUAGCGCUUAGCUCUGACUGCAAUAAUAAUAAUAAUGUAUUACAUAUCAGUACAUUACCGAUAAUAUAGAAAGCUAUAUUAUAGCAACAUAUGCCUUCAUUAUCGAUAAUAUAGCAAGGUGUGGAAAUGUCAAUAGCAAAUAUAGUAAGCUGUAACAUUUAAAGAUGAUGUCAAUGGUGUUACAGUAAGAUAUCGAAAUACUUUCCCGAAUGUCGCUAAAUCCGGGAGAAACUACAGUGGAAAACACGACUACAUCAGAGGUCGCUUACACUCCUGUUACACCUGCCCUGGAGGUCGCUUACACUCCUGUUACACCUGCCCUGGAAGUCGCUUACACUCCUGUUACACCUGCCCUGGAAUUCGCUUACACUCCUGUUACACCUGCCCUGGAAGUCGCUUACAUUCCUGUUACACCUGCCCUGGAUGUCGCUUACAUUCCUGUUACACCUGCCCUGGAGGUCGCUUACAUUCCUGUUACACCUGCCCUGGAAGUCGCUUACACUCCUGUUACACCUGCCCUGGAGGUCGCUUACACUCCUGUUACACCUGCCCUGGAAGUCGCUUACAUUCCUGUUACACCUGCCCUGGAUGUCGCUUACAUUCCUGUUACACCUGCCCUGGAAGUCGCUUACACUCCUGUUACACCUGCCCUGGAGGUCGCUUACACUCCUGUUACACCUGCCCUGGAGGUCGCUUACACUCCUGUUACACUUGCCCUGGAGGUGCCCUGGAGGUCGCUUACACUCCUGUUACAUCUGCCCUGGAGGUCGCUUACACUCCUGUUACACCUGCCCUGGAAGUCGCUUACACUCCUGUUACACCUGCCCUGGAAGUCGCUUACACUCCUGUUACACCUGCCCUGGAAUUCGCUUACACUCCUGUUACACCUGCCCUGGAGGUCGCUUACACUCCUGUUACACCUGCCUUGGGGUCGCUUAUACUCCGGCUGCACUUGCUAUGAAGGUCGUUUACACUCUGGGUAAACGUGCCAUGAAGGUCGCUUACACUCCGGCUACACCUGGAGGUCGCUUACACUCCAGCUACAACUGGAGGUCGCUUACACUCCAGUUACACCUGGAGGUCGCUGGCACUCCAACUACACCUCGAGGUCGCUUACACUCCAGCUACACCUGGAAAUCACUUACACUCCAGCUUCACCUGGAGGUCGCUUACACUCUUGGACUUUUGGCGGUGCUGCCAGAUUGCGCCAAUUUACAGGUCCGGGUUCACUGGAAGGUCAGACAGGCAGACAGAAAGCGAGUACUCAUCCUCCCAUUCUACUCAUCUCCAGUAUUCAUCCUCCCAUUGUACGAAUCACCAGUACUCAUCCUCUCAGUGUACGCAUCACCAGUACUCAUCCUCCCAUUGUACGCAUCACAAGUACUCAUCCUCUCAUUGUACGCAUCACAAGUACUCAUCCUCUCAGCGUACUUAUCACCAGUACUAAUCGUUCCAUUUGGGGUAGCAGGUUAGUAGACAGCAACCAUCCAGGGAGGUACUAUCAUCCUGUCAAGAUUGGGAAUUGGAAACCUGUUAAAUGUUUUGCACUCUGGCAGGACUGCCAAUCUUUUAUAAGCAUUCUAAACACCAUAAACACACACACACACACCUUUAUUUUAUGUGCGUCUUAAUAGUUCUAAAUCCUGUAAUAUAUCCUUUCCAGCCAAGGUGGUCUGGUCUGAGACCAGCCCGUAUGGAAGACAGUCCCUAGAAUCACUGACAGAUAACAGUACUCUGAAUCAGUACUCAUCCUCCUCAUGAUGUUCAGGAAGUGGAAUGACCAGGACUAGGAGUUUAUGAAAGCAUAUUACAAAGAUUUAAGUAUAGGUACGACAGAGCCCGCGAGGCAACGAACUGGUGUAGGCAGGCCCAGGAGCCACGACCCCGGCAAUUACAACCAGGCAAUUGCAAAAUGCUGGAACUCGCUCCUCCCCUUCCCUGUCACCCCUCCCUCUCUCCCCUCUCACCCACUCCCUCUUCCUCUAGUAACAUAAACAAGUAAUUUAUACAGAACAAAUUAGUCUCUAUCUACAUACAGUUUGGGAACUUCCAGGCUGCUUCCCUCCCCCCACUCCCUACAUCUCUACACCCCACCCCUUCCCUCCGCCUCCCUUUCCUCUCCCCUUCUCCCUUCUCCCUUCCUCCACUCCCCAACUCCGUAACACCUGGAAAUCGCUUCCUUCAUCUGUUAAACGCCAUCUACCUCCUUCCCCCUACCGUAGUCCUUCCUUCUACCUCCUUCCUCCUACCGUAGUCCUUCCAUCUACCUCCUUCCUCCUACCGUAGUCCUUCCCUCUACCUCCUUCCUUCUACCUCCUUCUCCCUACCGUAGUCCUUCCUUCUACCUCCUUCCUUCUACCUCCUUCUCCCUACCGUAGUCCUUCCUUCUACCUCCUUCCUUCUACCGUAGUCCUUCCCUCUACCUCCUUCCCUCACAGUAUCUGGCUACUGAAUCACACUAGAAUACUUAACACUAUCCUCAUCACCUUUCUAAAAUCUCCCACCUCAGUUAUUACUCUAUUUACAAAACUCACCACCACCACUAUCAUUAGCAUCACCACUACAACACCACCAUCACUAUCACCACACCACUACCAUCACUAUCACCACACCACUACCAUCACUAUCACCACUACCACACCAACAUCAUUAUCACCACACCACCAUCAUUAUCACCACUACCACACCACUAUCACCACUACCACACCACUAUCACCACUACCACACCACCAUCACUAUCACCACUACCACACCACCAUCACUAUCACCACUACCACACCACCAUCACUAUCACCACUACUACACCAUCACUAUCACCACUACCACACCAUCACUCACCACUACCACAUCACUAUCACCACUACCACACCAUCACUAUCACUACCACACCACCAUCACUAUCACCACUA